AUGGGGUCCCCCAUAUUGAAGGCGGGGUCCCACCCAUUCCCUCCAGGUUUCCUGAGGGGGGCGCCCAAGGGAGACUGCAGCUCAGUGGAGGAACCUGGGCAGGGCGCCCUAUGCCACUUGCCAAUCUUCCCCAAGCACAGUGUCCCCUCUUACUUGUUCACCUGCGGGGUGCGGGGCCUGAGCCCAUGGGCCCUGGAAGCUGCGAACCUCUUGGUGGCCACCGCAGUUCCCCUGGUAACUGAGACCUACAAUGGUAGCACAGGGCCCGUCAGGGUCAUGGGAUGGAACCUGGGUGAAGCUGUCCUCCCUGGCUGGGAGCCCCCAUUCUCUGUCUUCACCGUGCUGGUGGUAACGCUGCUGGCACUGCUGAUCGCUGCCACUUUCUUGUGGAAUCUGCUGGUACUGGUCACCAUCCUGCCUGUCUGCACCUUCCAUUGCGUGCUGCACAACUUCCUGGGCUCGAUGGCCAUCUCGGACACGCUAGUGGCAGCCGUGGUGAUGCCACUGAGUCUGGUGAGUGAGCAGUCGGCAGGGAGGUGGUGGCGUCUGGGCUGAAGCCUGUGUCACAUGUGGAUCUCUCUCGACGUGCUGUGCUGCAACGCCAGCAUCUGGAAUGUAGCGGCCAUCGCCCUGGACCGGUACUGGACCAUCACGCCCCACCUGCACUACUCACUGAGCGCCAGCUGCCUAGCCUCGGCGCUCAUGAUCGCGCUCACCUGGGCCCUGGUGGCGCUCAUCGCCCUCGCCCCACUGCUCUUAGGCUGGGGCGAGGUGUACGACUCUGGGCGCCAGCGGUGCCAGGUGAGCCAGGAACCUUCAGACGACAUCUUCUCCACCAGUGGCGCCCUUUACCUGCCGCUUGGCAUCGUGUUGUUCAUCUACUGGAAGACCUCCAAGGCGGCCAAAUUUCCUUUCGGUCCCCACCUCCGACGGGCUGUGCUGCCACUGCCCGCCACCAUGCAGGUGAGGGAAAGUCCACAACCCUCCUGGAAAGGCGCCGUUGCUGUGGGUAGUUUGGAGGUCCUGUUUCCUGGCGCCCACCUUGAGGGUCUAUGCUGUCUGAUUCCUCUGCAGGUGCGAUGUUCAGGUGCAGAGGGGCAGGUCUCAGAAGACAAAUGCGAGGUGGAAGGACGAAGUACUGAAAAGCACGUCAAACCCCAGUCCAAGAACUAUAGCAGAUACCUUUCUAAUACUGUUUUCAAUCUGGGACCUAACCAUCGCAUUCUUGAGGGAAAAAAGAUGAAGGAUGUACACAGCGUCAUCAAGAGGCUUUUGCCACCCUCACAAAGAAAUGCAGAUGCUUCACAGCAUCCAAAUCCAAUUCAGUAUCACUGCCUCUAG
This is a messenger RNA of Perognathus longimembris pacificus (Pacific pocket mouse), 1341 nucleotides long. RefSeq names its product 5-hydroxytryptamine receptor 5B-like. Gene Ontology annotation, molecular function: G protein-coupled serotonin receptor activity; neurotransmitter receptor activity. The transcript is spliced from 5 exons. NCBI's taxonomy places the organism in Eukaryota, Metazoa, Chordata, Mammalia, Rodentia, Heteromyidae. Gene Ontology annotation, biological process: G protein-coupled receptor signaling pathway, coupled to cyclic nucleotide second messenger; chemical synaptic transmission. The record is from RefSeq and is a predicted model, not a curated record. Gene Ontology annotation, cellular component: membrane; dendrite.